Messenger RNA from Clonostachys rhizophaga, 2529 nucleotides. The record is from the annotation of a GenBank genome assembly. NCBI's taxonomy places the organism in Eukaryota, Fungi, Ascomycota, Sordariomycetes, Hypocreales, Bionectriaceae.
AUGGGUCGGCAGAAGAAGCAGAAUCGCCAAAAAGAGAGACAGCAGCCUCACGGUGUUGAUCUCAUGGCGGCUCUCUUUGGCACGCCGACUCGAGAAAGCAUCCGGCGUCAAGAGCAGCAGCAGCAAGCCCAAUCACCAUAUUACGAGUCUGAUGAAUAUCUUGAGAGCAGCGAAAGCGAAGAAGAAUCGUCUACCGAAGACGAUUCCGUGACCUGGUCUGAAGAUAGUGACAGUGAUGAAGAAAGCGACAGACCCAGAGCUGGUCGACUGGCAGAGAAGUCUUCUUCCAAGAAAAAAUCAAGAAACCGAUCAACAACGCGCCCUAAGUCUUCAGAGAAAUCGAAAGCCAAGAUGGUUUCCCCUGGAAAGUCUUCUCGAUCCUCAAAAGAGCGGGCUUCGGACUCUCCCAAGAAGAGCACUUCUGCCCGGACCGUUCAUCGUUCAUCUAGCGUUAAGCACAAGAACCGAAGACACAAGAAGGGUGACUCGUCACCUUCAACCAGAACUCCCUCUUACCACAUGCAGCAAGAGAAGCAAGCAGCGUCAAGCCGGGCGACGUCGCCUCCAAGCGUCUCCCAUCCAGUCCCGCAAGCCGUACCAGGCUACCCGCCAGUCUACACCACAACGCCAUUCCCAGUCCUCCAGCCCAUUCAAGGCUUUCAACAACUACAAACUACUCAGAUUGCUCCAGAGACUCAGAAUAUACUUGCUCCGCUGUCUCAGCCACCUCAAGUUUUUGCACAGCCUGCGCAACAUCAAGCCGCGCCUAUUUUGACUUAUCCCCAGGCCCCGUUGGCUACUGUUGGAAUUCCUGCUUGUUCUUCUACUAACAGUAUCGCUCGAAAACUGUCCAUACUUCAGUCCGAAAUUGAUCAAAAGGAGAAAGAAGUGGCCGCUCGGCCCCACGAUGUUGUUUUGAACUACCAGCUGCACACUCUUCGCCAUGAAAUCAACAAAACUCUCAAUGAGGCCAUGGCAUCUCCCCCACAGGCAACAUGCUCGCCUUGCUCUCACAAACAUUCCACUGCCUCGUUUGAAGGCGAAGAUGGCCCGUCGAAAUUCUCCACCCCAGUCAAAAGCAAGACCUCUCGAGCCCGUACGAAAUCAAAUCAGCAUGAGGAACGCGGCCGAAGCGAGGCGCUUUCUUCCGAGGCAGUACCCAUGGGACAACGGGCAGAGAGCCCUGAGCCAAGUGUCAAGUACCACGUUUGCUUCGGUUGCGGUUCAGUUCGAUCAACCAAGUACCAUGACAGCCACCCGAUAGACCCUUCACAGGGUCCUAUCAGAAACUUAUGCUCCAAGUGCCGAGAUGCCAUAAUUGAGAGAGGGGUGAUUGGCAGCCGGCACAUCUGCUUUGGGUGCGGCAUCGUUCGGUCGAAGCGCUUUCACAAGGCUCAUCCCGCGAAGAAGGGCGAAGCUCUACUUCCGAAUUACUGUGCUACAUGCGUGAGCGAGAUGCGCACUUCUGAGACAGCGGUUGAUUGCUCCGUCGUCGGAGAACAUGGUCGCGUCCUCCUUUCGAAUGAAACUGGAUCGGCCUCGAAGAUUUACCCCGAUCAGAGUCGUCAUGAAAUUGCAUCUUCCAACAAAGGGAAGAGCAUUAUGGACUCGAUGGUCUCUUCUAAGGAAUCGAAGAGGAAGCCUCCACGUGAACAUCGAGUACGGGAAGGCCCGAAGUCAAAGGAAAAGCUGGCUCGUCCCAAGGCGGACUUCUCAGAAACCUCUAACAAGACUUCUAUGGGAAGAAAGAUGAAAUACAGCCCACCUCGCGUUGAAGACCAUACAUCCAACCUUGGUUUUGAGCAAAAAAUGUUCCGUCAAGGUACCGAGAGUGCUUUCUACCCAAAUUCGACUGGUGGUAGUGUCAAAUUGAGUCCUGGAAAUCAUUCAUUCUCGGGUUUGAAACCUGCCAAUGGCACUCCAAAGCGGGACAUUCCUGAGGAUGAACAAGUCUUGAAUGAUAGCAACCCCUCAUCAUUUACGAACUACAUGAAUUAUCAUUCAUGGGGCAACUUGGAUCCAAACUUCAAGACACCUGAAGAUGAUACUUUCUUCGCCAGAUCCAACGCCGAUGGUUUUGAGUCGCAAUCUUCACCAACAUCUGCAGCAUCACCCGCCACUUACGUGAGCAGUUCCCAGAACCAUCGAUCCCCAAAGACGGAACACAUACUGCCUAAAACUACUGGUGGUGCGUUCAGUGCUGAUGCUGGGUUCGAUCCGACUGCGUGGAACUUCUCAGCUGCUCCUUCUUGGGCAACAAGGGGAACACAAAAGUCCGAAAGCCACAACCCAUCGCCAAACCGUGAUUCCCGGCCCGAUAACCAGUUCGGAAUGAAGGAGUCUUCUGAGAGAGACUACCAUAAGUCUGAAAAGGCGGAUGGACCCCCGCGAACGCCACAGAUCCCCCGAAGCCCAUUCCUUCGAGACCAAGGCAACUUUGGAUCAGUCCCAGGGGACCAACCAUCGCCGCCAUAUCCUACCAACACUCCUGGCGGCCACCACUUCCCAGAGACUGCUCGUAAUCACUAG